AUGGAGAAGAAGCCCACCGAGGCCCCCGCCCCUACGCCGGCUAAGAAGUCGUCGUCUUCCUCCAAGGGCGCCCUCGUGGCAAGCGUGCACACCGGCCAGCGCGUGUACGGCGAGGAGCCGGGCUCCCCGCUGCACUCGGAGGACACGUCGAAGGAUGGCUCCGCGGCGGGCGGUCCAGAUCCAGAGGAAUCGCGCCGCCGCAAAUCGACAGACGUGAUGGAGGAGGACCCGCCGCGUCGGCUUCCGGACGACGUGCUCGCGGACAUCCUCGCCCGCCUGGCGCCGGCGCCGCGCAGCCUCGCCGUGUCGCGCUGCGUGUGCAGGGAGUGGCGGGCCGUCGUCGACGACCGCUGCCUCCAUCUGCUGCGCCCGGACCUCCUCCUUCUCACGGUGGGCGGAAUCUUCGUCGACUCGUACUGCACGUAUGAACCGGACUUCUUCGCCCGGCCAUCGACGGCGCGCGGCCGCUGGGUCGCCGGCAGGCUCGAGAGCUUCGUGCGGAUGGACGACAGCAUCGCCGCCGACUAUAGAGAGAUCAUGGACUGCUGCAACGGGCUCCUCCUCGAGGAAUACGAGGUCAUCGUGGUGAACCCGGCGACGAGACGGUCGGCGCGCUUGCCUCGCUGCGUCGGCGUCUUGCCCGUGGGCCACAAGAGCAUCGGUUUGUAUUGGAACUACCUUGCGUUCGAUCCAACGUUGUCGCCGCACUACGAGGUGAUUUCGAUGCAGCAUGAUCCUUUCUACGGCGACGAGGAAAAGAAACGAUUGGAAGGGUUGCAGUGGCCGCCGCCGGUGUACGUCAUGCGUGCCUACUCGUCUAGGACAGGGAGUUGGGAGGAGAGGCUCUUUGCCCUCGACGACGAUGAGGGGCUUCAGAGGAGUAUCGAUGGUGUGAGUGUGAGGCCUUAUGGCCACGCCGCUUAUUGGCGCGGAGUGCUCUAUGUGCAUUGCAACAGCCAUUUUAUUCUCAGGAUAAACUUGUCAGAUGAUAAGUACCAAGUAAUAGAUCUGCCAGCAGACGCUACUGCAAGUGACGAUUUACGUGAAGUUUACCUUGGAAAGUCCAAGAAUGGGAUAUAUUUCGCAGCAAUAGUUAAUGACACAUGUCGAGUCCUCGUUUGGUUCCUUGACGAAUCUGAUGGCAAGAUGGAGUGGGUAUUCAAGAACAUCAUCAACCAGCAUGAUUUGAUAACGCCUUUCUGGGACAGCCCUGAUGCUCAAACCGAUAGACCUUGGAUUCUGCAAGACGAUGACUUACACCAAGAAUUUAAAUUGGGACCAAUAGUGGAGGUGGAAAAGAAUUUAGGUGGGGAUUCUGACGAUGAGAAAGCCGUGGAAAUUAAAGAUUAUUGUGAUACCAACAAUACAUAUAGAUUUAUGAUAUUUGGAUUCCAUCCCUACAAAGAGAUUGUGUUCUUACAUUCUUCGAGAGUCGUGGCAUAUCAUUUUGGCAGCUCCAAGGUUCAAGACUUAGGCGAGUUACCCUUACGCUUCAGAUAUCCUCAUCACACCAUCACAUGA
Messenger RNA from Miscanthus lutarioriparius, 1521 nucleotides. The record is from the annotation of a GenBank genome assembly. Lineage: Eukaryota; Viridiplantae; Streptophyta; Magnoliopsida; Poales; Poaceae.